AUGCCGAUGGGGCGCUUCUGCCGCCACUCGGUGCCGCCCCCCGCCCGCCUCCAGCUGCUGACGGCCUCGGGCCGCCUCGCGGCCGACUACUGGGUGGAGGGCAGGGGCUGGGACCUGCACAGGAUCAGGGCGGACUCGCAGUGCCUGGUGGCCCCCUGGAAGGCGGUCUGGGCGCCCGCUCCUUCCGCGCCGGCGUCGCCAGAAGCGCGGAGCAGGCCGCCCAAGAGGGCACCAGACGAGGUGUCGGGGCCGUCCACGCCGUGCAAGCACGCCUGCGUUGAGCAGGCCCCACGGCUCAUCGGCGAGCCAGGGGCGCUGGCCUACCCUGUGGUGCGCGGCAAGACAGGCACGCGCAGGCGCGGCAGCUGCCGGUCGCGGGCCACCGCGGCCGCGGCCCCCACGGCGCCGGCGGCGUCCACGGCGGCCGCCGCGGAGGAGGGCGGCGCGGAGGUGUCGGCAGCGCCGUGCGUGGAAGCUACGGAGACCGACAAGGUAGACGCCAAGGUGCAGAACCGAGAGCACGCCGAGAUCGACUGGGUCUCGGAGCUCGGCCAGGCCCUCCGCGGGACGGGGGGCGGCGCGGCCGACGCCGGCGCGCCGCAGAAGCCGCCGCCGCCCGAUGCGGCCGGGGCCCCGCGAGUGCAGGAGCUGGCACGCGGCCCGGCGGAGCGGCCCGCUGCCGGGGGCGUGGGCGGCGAGCUGGCGCAGGUGCGCGAGCGCAUGUCGCGCCUCCGCGGGGAGCUGGCGGUGGCGAUCACGCCUCUGCGCACCAGCGUGGAGCGCCGCAGGAGCCUGGCGGGCUCCACCGGCUGCGGCAGCGCGACCCGCAGGGUCCAACAGGUGGGGAGCACGGCCGCGCAGCCGAGGUCGGCUGGGCGGCGCGACGACUCGCCGCUUUUCUGGGGCCGCACCCCCAAGCGCCGCAGGUGA
Messenger RNA from Prorocentrum cordatum, 930 nucleotides. The record is from the annotation of a GenBank genome assembly. NCBI's taxonomy places the organism in Eukaryota, Dinophyceae, Prorocentrales, Prorocentraceae.